AUGAGGUCUGGAUCGAGCUCCAGACCUUCUUCGUGCCUCCAUGGCUCCGCGCUCCCGAUGCUGCUGCUUCUUCUAGCUGUAUCAUCCGUGCAAGCUCAGCAAACGACAACGAUGAAGACCGAUCCAGUCGAAGCGGCGGCGGUGAACGCGGUGUUCGCCAAGCUCGGCCAGACAGCGUCGUCGGCGUGGAACAUCAGCGGCGACCCCUGCACCGGCGCCGCCACGGACGGCACAAAAAUCGACAACAACCCCAGCUUCAACCCGGCCAUCAAGUGCGAGUGCUCCGUCCAGAAUAACAGCACCGUCUGCCACGUCACCACGCUGAAGAUAUACGCACUUAAUGCAGUUGGCCCCAUACCACAGGAACUGCAGAACCUCACGCGCUUGACCAAUCUGAAUUUAUCUCAAAAUUACUUAACAGGGCCUUUGCCAUCUUUCCUCGGGAAUUUGACUGCUAUGCAGUACAUGAGUUUGGGCAUCAAUGCAUUGUCUGGAUCUGUUCCGAAGGAGCUUGGGAACCUUGCGAAUCUUGUAUCUCUAGGCUUUGGCUCGAACUACUUAAAUGGCUCCCUUCCCUCAGAGCUGGGAAACCUGGCAAAACUUGAGCAAUUGUAUAUUGAUAGUGCCGGCCUAAGUGGUCCCCUACCAUCAUCAUUUUCUGGGCUAACAAGAAUGACAAUGCUGUGGGCAUCAGAUAAUGAUUUUACUGGGCAAAUACCAGAUUAUAUUGGGAGCUGGAUUAAUUUAACAGAUCUGCGGUUUCAAGGCAAUUCGUUUCAAGGUCCACUUCCAGCCACUCUUUCUAAUCUCGUCCAACUAAAAAGCUUACGAAUAGGUGACAUAGUAAAUGGAAGUUCUUCACUGACAUUCAUCAGUAACAUGACAUCUUUGAACACAUUAAUUUUGAGGAAUUGCAGGAUAUCUGAUAGCCUGGCGUCAGUGAACUUUUCACAGUUUGCAAAUCUAAACUUAUUGGAUUUGAGUUUUAACAAUAUCACAGGCCAAGUUCCAGAAGCCCUUGUGAAUCUGAAUUCACUCAACUUCUUAUUUCUUGGUAAUAAUAGUCUUUCAGGAAGCCUGCCGAGCUCUAUAGGAACUUCUCUUCAAAAUUUAGAUUUUUCUUACAACCAGCUGUCAGGCAACUUUCCUUCUUGGACUACUCAGAACAAUUUGCAACUGAACUUGGUGGCGAACAAUUUCGUGACGAAUAGUGGACCUUCGGGGCUGUCGUGCCUUCAGAGCGACACACCUUGUUUUCUUGGCUCUCCACAAUCUGCCUCUCUUGCUGUGGACUGUGGGAGCAGUAGAUCUAUAUCUGGCUCUGACAACUCCAUGUAUCAACCUGAUGAUGCCAUUCUUGGAGCUGCAUCCUAUUAUGUUACAGGAGCACAAACAUGGGGUGUUAGCAAUGUGGGCAAGUUCAUGGAUGUAACAAAUGGAAGUUACAUAAUCUACAGCUCACAUCAAUUCCAGAAUACCCUAGAUUCAGAACUAUUCCAGACAGCAAGGAUGUCACCAUCAUCUUUGAGAUACUAUGGUAUUGGACUCCAGAAUGGAAACUAUACAGUCACACUUCAAUUUGCAGAGUUUGACUUUGAAGAUUCACAGACUUGGAAGAGUGUUGGGAGAAGGGUUUUCGAUAUCUAUCUCCAGGGCGAGCGUAAGGAGAAGAACUUUGACAUAAGGAAGGCAGCAGGGGGGAAAUCUUACACUGCUGUCAAGAAGCAGUAUAUUGUUCCUGUCACUAGAAACUUCCUUGAGAUUCAUCUUUUCUGGGCCGGCAAGGGAACUUGUUGCAUUCCUAGUCAAGGCUACUACGGGCCUGCAAUCUCAGCUUUGAGUGCAACUCCAAAUUUCACCCCUACAGUCCGUAAUUCUGCACAGAAGAAGAGCAGUAGUAAAACAGGUGUAAUUGUUGGAGUCGUGGUUGGUGCAGCAGUUUUGGGAGUACUAGCACUUGCUGGACUCUGUGUGUGGAGGCAGAAAAGGAGAAAACUAUUAUUGGAGCAACAAGAGCUUUACAGUAUUGUUGGAAGACCCAAUGUAUUCGCUUAUGGUGAACUAAGGACCGCUACUGAAAAUUUUAGUUCCAAUAAUCUUCUUGGUGAAGGAGGAUAUGGGUCAGUUUAUAAGGGUAAAUUAGCUGAUGGAAGGGUGGUGGCUGUAAAACAGUUAUCUGAAACAUCUCAUCAGGGAAGACAGCAAUUUGCAGCUGAAAUAGAAACUAUUUCUCGAGUGCAACACCGUAAUCUUGUGAAGUUGUAUGGUUGCUGUCUUGAGGGAAAUAAACCACUGUUGGUUUAUGAGUACCUGGAGAAUGGAAGCCUUGAUAAAGCAUUAUUUGGAAGUGGGAAACUGAACGUAGACUGGCCAACACGCUUUGAGAUAUGCUUAGGCAUUGCAAGAGGCCUCGCUUAUCUCCAUGAAGAGUCUAGUAUCCGUGUUGUGCAUAGGGACAUAAAGGCUAGCAAUGUCUUACUUGAUGCAAAUCUCAACCCUAAGAUCUCGGAUUUCGGGCUCGCCAAACUUUAUGAUGACAAGAAGACUCAUGUCAGCACAAAAGUUGCGGGUACAUUUGGUUAUCUUGCGCCUGAGUACGCCAUGAGAGGUCAUAUGACUGAGAAAGUUGAUGUGUUUGCAUUUGGCGUGGUCAUAUUGGAGACCUUAGCUGGAAGGCCAAAUUUUGACAAUACGCUAGAUGAAGGCAAGGUUUAUAUUUUAGAAUGGGUCUGGCAACUGUACGAAGAAAACCACCCUCUGGACAUGGUCGACCCCAAGCUCGCAGAAUUCAACAGCGACGAGGUGCUCUGUGCCAUCCACGUGGCCCUCCUCUGCACCCAGGGCUCACCACACCAGCGUCCAUCCAUGUCACGGGCGGUGUCGAUGCUGGCGGGAGACGUGGAGGUGGGGAAGGUGGUGAACAAACCCAGCUACAUCACCGAGUGGCAGAUCAAGGGUGGCGACACCAGCAGCUUCAUGAGCAACAAUGUCAGUGGGCAGUCAAGCGUGGCACCGAGGUUGCCAGCCGCGCACACCUCGUCGCCAUUCCUGAGCUCUGUCAUUGAAGAAGGCCGGUGA
Molecule: messenger RNA, 3078 nt
Organism: Miscanthus lutarioriparius
Lineage: Eukaryota; Viridiplantae; Streptophyta; Magnoliopsida; Poales; Poaceae
Source: the annotation of a GenBank genome assembly